This is a messenger RNA of Epithele typhae, 933 nucleotides long. RefSeq lists its product as uncharacterized. Gene Ontology annotation, cellular component: cytoplasm. The record is from RefSeq and is a predicted model, not a curated record. Gene Ontology annotation, biological process: biosynthetic process. Gene Ontology annotation, molecular function: isomerase activity. Lineage: Eukaryota; Fungi; Basidiomycota; Agaricomycetes; Polyporales; Epitheliaceae. The coding region runs from base 1 to 933 and encodes 310 amino acids. The transcript has 4 exons.
AUGCUCUCAUUCACUACCCUAGAUGUCUUCACCGACAAGCCCUUCACGGGCAACCAGCUCGCCGUGGUUAAGGUCCCUGCAGGAACGCCUCUCUCGCUGAACCAGCGCGCGGCCAUCGCGCGCGAGUUCAACCUCUCCGAGACCGUCUUCAUCCACGAAGCAGAGGAUGGGCCCAAUGGCGAAGCCACCUUCGCGCUCAACAUCCACAUCGAGGACGGCGCAGAGAUCCCCUGGGCCGGCCACCCCACCGUCGGCUCCGGCUUCUUCGCCGCGCGCGCGCACCCGUCCCGCCCGAUCGUCCUCCGCCCGCCCGCAGGCGCGAUGCCCGUCGCGCGCGUCCUCGACGCCGCGGGCGCGCUCACGGGCGCGCGCGUGCGCGUCGCCGCCGACUUCCGCGACCACGGCCUCCUCCCCGUCCCCGGGCUGACCGCGAUGCAGACCGCCCUGCGCGCGGACGACUACGCGGGCGGGUCCGGCGCGCGGGGGUUCCCGGUCGCGUCCAUCGUGAAGGGGAUGACCUUCAUCCUCGUCGAACUCGCGUCGGUGGAGGCGCUGGGGAGGCUGCGUCCGUGCGCGACGCGCGUCCGUCCCGCGGAGGGUGUUUUGGGCAGCCACGAGGGGCUCGUGGGGUUGUACGCGUUCGUGCGCCUCGGGGAGGAAGGGGGCGUGGUGCAGCUGAGGACGCGGAUGCUGCUAGGUCCGAUGGAGGAUCCGGCGACGGGGUCGGCGGCGUCUGCGCUGUCGUCGUGGCUUUCAAUGCAAAAGGGCCCUGGAAGGUGGUCGAUGCGCAUCACGCAAGGAGUGGAGAUCAACCGACCGAGCGAAAUCUUUGUUGAUGUGGUCAUCGCGCAAAGCGGGAGUGUCGAGAGUGUCGAGUUGAGCGGCAGUGUCUGCGAGGUCAUGCGAGGGGAGCUUCCCAUUCCAGAGGAGUAG